Quercus lobata is the source of this 525-nucleotide messenger RNA. Its product is annotated as serine/threonine-protein kinase SRPK-like. The coding region runs from base 1 to 525 and encodes 174 amino acids. Gene Ontology annotation, molecular function: protein serine/threonine kinase activity; ATP binding. Lineage: Eukaryota; Viridiplantae; Streptophyta; Magnoliopsida; Fagales; Fagaceae. The record is from RefSeq and is a predicted model, not a curated record. Gene Ontology annotation, biological process: peptidyl-serine phosphorylation; regulation of mRNA processing; spliceosomal complex assembly. The transcript is spliced from 3 exons.
AUGAGUGAGAAGAAGAGAAAGAAUGAGGGAGAGGAGGAAGAAUCAGUGCGAAUUAAUGAUACUUUAAACCGGUGUUAUCUUGUCGUGAAGAAUGAGAAGCGAGAAGUGAAAAUCAAAGAGCAAAAGAGUGGUGAAAAGUACACAAAGGCGGCGAAGAGGGAGAUAACAAUCUUGAAACGGAUUGCUGAGGGUGACAAAAAAGAUGAAAAAUGCGUGGUGAAGUUGUUGGAUGCUUUUAUACAUGAGGAGCAUGUUUGUAUUGUUUUUGAGUCUAUGGGGCAAGAUCUUUCGACUCUUAUCAGAAAUAGCUGCAGCAAAAAUGGUAGUGGUAUAUUGGUAUACCCAUUCUUAGAGUUAAUCGAAUUUGGGAAAGCUUGUGGGGCGGGCGAAGAGUGCGAUAAUGUGAUUCAGCAAAGAGAAUAUAGGUGUCCAGAGGUGACCUUAGGGUGUAAGUAUUCUACUGCAGCUGAUCUAUGGUCCUUUGCUUGCAUAGCUUUUGAGCUUGCAAUCGGAAACUCUCUUUGA